Messenger RNA from Linum trigynum, 5301 nucleotides. The record is from the annotation of a GenBank genome assembly. Lineage: Eukaryota; Viridiplantae; Streptophyta; Magnoliopsida; Malpighiales; Linaceae.
GACUAAAAUUUUGAAAAACCAAAAAAUUGAAAACACCAAAUUUGUUUCCUUCUUUCUUUUCACAAAAAAAAAAAUAAAAACUAAAAUUUCCGUCAUUCUUUCUCCUUCCAUAAAUUAGAAACACUCAAUUUUUCCUCCUCUUUCUAUUCCAUAAAAUUAAAAGAACCAAAUUUCCCUCUUCCUACAUUCCUUCCACAAAAAGUUGAAAACUCCAAAUUUUCCUCUUCCUAGAAUCGAAGUGAGGAGAUAGAGAGCGCCAAGACGACGCACUCUCUAUCUUCUCACUUCGACUCUAAAUCUGAGUCCGUCACUGCUAUUGGUCCGAAAAAGUGCCAAUGCAACCUAUGCGAUGAUAAGUUUGAAUAUAUGAAGGGAAGGAAUCUCACGUGCAGAUGAUGCACAUCCAAUCUAAGAAGAGAUGUUGCACUUGCUUCAGAGCAUACAUGCACACGUGGGAGUUAGACGAUGAUAAGUUUGAAUAUAUGAAGGGAAGGAAUCUCACGUGCAGAUGAUGCACAUCCUAUCUAAGAAGAGAUGUUGCACUUGCUUCAGAGCAUACAUGCACACGUGGGAGUUAGACGAGCACUUUCGUGAUACUUAUUGUUGAAUCUCAAUUGAAAUUUUGUCCGGCGUUGAAUGUAAAUUGGGAGGUUAGGUAGUGUGCAUGGGAAUUUUGUUCGGGUAAAUGGGGGAUCUUAGUACGGAAUUUGUUUUCGGAAGCUUGGAAAUAUAGAAGCUCAACUUGUACAGGAAUAUUGUAAUAAAAAAAGAAUAUCUGGUCAUUUUACGUUUGCAAAUAAAUAAAAAAGAGGUUAUUUCCUACAAAAAGAGGUUAUUUCUAUCAAAGAUAUCAAGUUUAGUAUAAUUAUUGUAACUAAUGGUUAAUUUAUUUAUUAGCCCAUAAACAAUUACAUACAUAUAUAUACUAGUCUUCAAAGCAUAUAAGAAUAAAUUUAACUAGUCAUGUCCUCCAUAUAAAAAUUAAAGAUUCAUAUUUCAAAGACUAAAAUUUUGAAAAACCAAAAAAUUGAAAACACCAAAUUUGUUUCCUUCUUUCUUUUCACAAAAAAAAAAAAAUACUAAAAUUUCCCUCAUUCUUUCUCCUUCCAUAAAUUAGAAACACUCAAUUUUUCCUCCUCUUUCUAUUCCAUAAAAUUGAAAGAACCAAAUUUCCCUCUUCUUACAUUCCUUCCACAAAAAGUUGAAAACUCCAAAUUUUCCUCUUCCUAGAAUCGAAGUGAGGAGAUAGAGAGCGCCAAGACGACGCACUCUCUAUCUUCUCACUUCGACUCUAAAUCUGAGUCUGUCAUGGCUAUUGGUCCGAAAAAGUGCCAAUGCAACCUAUGCGAUGAUAAGUUUGAAUAUAUGAAGGGGAGGGAAUCUCACGUGCAAAUGAUGCACAUACAAUCUAAGAAGAGAUGUUGCACUUGCUUCAGAGCCUAUAUGCUCACGUGGGAGUUAGACAAGCACUUUUGCGAUACUUCUUGUUGAAUGUCAAUUGAAAUUUUGUCCGGCGUUGAAUGUAAAUUGGGAGGUUAGGUAGUGUACAUGGGAAUUUUGUUCGGGUAAAUGGGGGAUCUUAGUACAGAAUUUGUUUUCGGAAGCUUGGAAAUAUAGAAGCUCAACUUGUACAGGAAUAUUGUAAUAAAAAAGAAUAUCUGGUCAUUUUACGUUUGCAAAUAAAUAAAAAAGAGGUUAUUUCCUACAAAAAGAGGUUAUUUCUAUCAAAGAUUAUUUAUGAAGUUUAGUAUAAUUGUUGUAACUAAUGGUUAAUUUAUUUAUUAGCCCAUAAACAAUUACAUACAUAUAUAUAUAUAUAUAUAUAUACUAGUCUUCAAAGCAUAUAAGAAUAAAUUUAACUAGUCAUGUCCUCCAUAUAAAAAUUAAAGAUUCAUAUUUCAAAGACUAAAAUUUUGAAAAACCAAAAAAUUGAAAACACCAAAUUUGUUUCCUUCUUUCCUUUCCCAAAAAAAAUACUAAAAUUUCCCUCAUUCUUUCUCCUUCCAUAAAUUAGAAACACUCAAUUUUUCCUCAUCUUUCUAUUCCAUAAAAUUGAAAGAACCAAAUUCCCUCUUCCUACAUUCCUUCCACAAAAAGUUGAAAACUCCAAAUUUUCCUCUUCCUAGAAUCGAUGUGAGGAGAUAGAGAGCGCCAAGACGACGCACUCUCUAUCUUCUCACUUCGACUCUAAAUCUGAGUCCGUCAAUGCUAUUGGUCCGAAAAAGUGCCAAUGCAAUCUAUGCGAUGAUAAGUUUGAAAAAGUGCCAAUUCAAAUCACUAAACAUAAGCAAUCUUACAUAUGAAAUAAAAUUUUGCUAAUGGUUGUAUUGUGCUUGAAAAAAAACAUUGAUAAUAGCACUUCAAAUGAUUAUAAAUCAUUGUGAACCAAAUUGAUAAUACGAUGUAAUAGUAAAUAAACUUCAAGUACCAACAAAUUGAAAACACAAUUUCACUUUUGCUAAUAUUACAAACAAAACAUAACAUAAAAAGUUAAUAAUGUCAUAUAAAAUUAUUAAAAAACAUGUCAAACAACAUUAAUAAUAACACAAACGUAUACCUAACAACAAAAAAUCCCAAACCCAUGCAAUGAAAAACCCUAAUGAUGAUUCAAUUUAUAAAUAUUGAUAGUGUCAUUACAAAAUGUUAAUACUUAAUACUAAUCCGAAAUUGCCAAGAUGUGAGAGAGACAUAUAUUUUAAAUUUCAAAUUUCCAUUUUAGAAAAAGAAAAUUAUUAAAUUCGGAUUUUAUUAAAUAUUAAAUAAAAUUAAUUUCAUAUUUCUUUUUAAUUAUAAUGUAGAGAGAGGGUUGUGGAGAAAAUCAUGGGAGGAGAGAGAAAGAGAAUUAUUAAUUAAUUAUAUUUGCAUAACUCCAUUUAUCCUUAACUAUUUAUUAACUACUAACCCCAUUAACUACCUAAUCCACUAUCAACCAAUAAGAAAGCUUUAAGAUUCUUCUUAAAAAAUGAGACUUAAGGACUUGAACUCAAGCCGAGAAACCUGGCUCGCAUAAGCUAGGAGUUAAUUGAGUUCUUCAAACACUGAACUCUGAAGAUCGACAAGUCUGUGGUGUUGGCGGUGGCUGAAGCAGGCGUGUUCGGGUAAUUAUUUCAGAAUCUUAUUCAACCCUGUUUGAUUCUCGCUACUCCAUCCUAACUAGUAUCGGAGUCGGAUCUCUUGUCCUAUUGGGUUUUGAAUUUGGAUUCACGGAUUGUCAGCUAUAAAUUCCUUCCCAAUUUCAUCAAGUUCCGAUCUUUUUAGCGACCCGCAUAUCUUCAAACAAGAUGAGCAAGGAGAAAGAAGGCAAAGCAGAGGAACGGCGUAACUGGAGUGAGCUUCCGCCGGAGUUAUUGAACCUCAUCGGCCGACGGAUAAUCAAAGUAAAGGACGCAAUCCGUUUUCGAGUGGUUUGUAAGACAUGGUGGGAAACCCUCGCCGAGCAGCAGCCUCUACAGUUCCAUCAAUCGUCAGCCUUGCUGAUGUUGCCGUAUUGCAGCCACAAUGAACAAGGCAACGGCGCCGGCGAUAACAGCUGUUGCCGCCUCUUUAUGGACGUGGCACGCAGCCAAUAUCACCACUUGGAUUUCGAGCAAGCCCUGAAGCAAGCCAAUUGCCGGGGCUCGGCAUUCGGAUGGCUGUUUAUGCUGCAGCGCAUCCCUGUGCUGUUCAACCCUCUCACCGGCGGUCAGAUUUCACUCCCGCCCCUUACUACUUUCCCGGAGGUUUUGGGUUACUUCCCGGAAACAGUCGGCGCUGAAUACCUGAUUGUGGAUCACGACUACGGCGGCCUCUUGUUCGCCGUGGGCAAGAAGUACGUGGAGUCUAUCUACAUUGACAGGAUCGCAAUGUCAGCUGAGCCCAAUGCAGCGGAGGGCUGUGUUUUGAUGGCUACCUGCUGGGUUCUAAGCAAACGGCGCUUAGCAUUUUGCAGGCCUGGAGGUGACAAGUGGACAUUGCUUCCGUAUCUUAGCGUGGGCGGCGGGCCGGUACACUAUCAGAACAUAGUCUUCUGGAGGAAUAAAUUCUAUGCUAUUGACAACUACAACAGAAUUCUCAUCUGCGAUCUUGCUGUUCCCAAUGUGUCCUUUCUUGCUCCCAAAGUACGUCUUCUUCCUGCUGACUUCGACACCAGAUACCUAGUUGUAGGUCUGGCUGAUGAGUUGAUGCUCGUAGGCAGAAGUUUAGCUGAACGCGAGGAGGAUGCUGUUGGUGCCCUAAACGAACAACACGAUGCUGGCCGCGAAGAGGAUGCAGGAGGUAGAGUGAUUCCUGCCCAUAUUGAAGAUGACAGGCAUGAGGUCGAUGAUCAAAGUGUUCGGUACGUUUGGGAUAGUGACACAGAUGAUGAGUGCGAAUGCUGUCCGAAUUAUGAGACCAUAAAGUUUACCGUUUACAAGCUCAAUGAAGAAACAAAUCAAUGGGGUGAGAUUAAAAGCAUUGGUGAUUAUGCUUUGUUCUUGGGUAUGAAUACCUCCGCCUGCCUCUCUACCCAAGAUCACUCGGGAUAUAAACCGGAUUGCAUAUACUUCACCGACGACUCUUUCGAGAAGCAUGUAAGGCGUAGGCGUGGUGGUUAUGAUAUGGGCAUAUACCAUCUCAGUGAUGGAACUAUUGAGUCACUCUGCUGUAUCAACUUGUAUGAAAAUCCUUCUCUAGUUUGGCCACCACCUGUAUGGGUUUCGCCUGCUAUCAAUUAGCUUGUAUUAUGAAGUUUCAUCGUUAAGUAUGUCUUUGUCUUAAGACAAAAGUUGCAAGCCAUCACUCGGUGUCAUCUGCCAUGGAGCCUCGACCAAUUUUUUUCUCAGGGAAUGGCACCCUGAAUCUCUGAUCCUUUCUUAAUAGACUACACAGCAAAGCACAGAAGAAACAUAUAAACACAGAGCAAAAGAACACGUUCCUACCAACUUCACUCCAAUCACACUCAAUGAACAAUAGAUGCACACUCUGACCAUUGCAGCGAUAUUCAAAAUUCUUCCUCCAAAUACUAACUUGAGCGUCGGAAGGUCCCUAAAGCAUUACUGGAUCACAAUACUUCUUUUUCUGCAGUAAGUGAUCAGAGACUCCUCGAACCACCAAAAAUUCAAGAUCAAUUGCUGCUGAACAUGGCAUCAACAAGACCAAAACAAAGACCUCAAACAAAGAACUAUCCACCACUAAAUGAGAAAUCUCUCCCAAAACGCACAUGCCAUAAUCCUAAACGAUGCAUGUGGUUAUUGCCAAAUACAAGCAAUCACACCCACCCUCAAUCAACAUACACCUUACACACAAUGCUAAUAUGGUGAUGAAUUAAGCUAUUCAAACCAA